AGCGUGCGCGCACCGAGACGCCUUGCGGGAGCGAGCGCGUCUGGGAGCCCGCGGGCCGAGAAGCGCUGCGGGUAGGGAGACCCGCGCCUGCGGCUCAGGAUUCCAAGAUUGGAAAUAGUACACAGGACCUGGUACAACCCCCCUUUGUCUUCCAGAUAAGGAAAUUGACACUCGGCAAGAUUAUCUGUGGAACAUAAACAAUGGAUUCCUUGGACCAUAUGCUGACGGAUCCCCUGGAACUGGGUCCAUGUGGAGAUGGCCAUGGCACACGUAUUAUGGAGGACUGCCUCCUGGGGGGCACCAGGGUUAGUCUGCCUGAGGACCUUCUGGAGGAUCCCGAAAUAUUCUUUGAUGUAGUCAGCCUCUCAACAUGGCAGGAAGUAUUGAGUGAGUCUCAGCGUGAACACCUCCAGCAGUUUCUGCCUCACUUUCCUGAAGACAGUCUCGAGCAGCAGAAUCAGCUCGUCCUAGCCCUGUUCAGCGGGGAGAACUUCCGCUUUGGGAACCCUCUGCACAUUGCCCAGAAGCUUUUCCGAGAUGGACACUUUAACCCUGAGGUGGUUAAGUACCGGCAGCUGUGCUUCAAGUCCCAGUACAAGCGAUACCUCACCUCCCAGCAGCAGUAUUUCCAUAGGCUGCUGAAGCAGAUCCUGGCUUCCCGGAAUGACCUGCUGGAGAUGGCCCGACGGAGUGGCCCGGCCCUUCCCUUCCGCCAGAAGCGCCCUUCACCAUCCCGCACUCCUGAGGAGCGGGAGUGGCGGACCCAGCAGCGCUACUUGAAGGUCUUGAGGGAAGUGAAGGAGGAGUGUGGUGACACAGACCUGUCCUCUGAUGAAGAGGCCACGUUGGAUUUACAAGAAAAAUUUUCUUUUGAAGAUCUCAGCUCAUGGCUUCCGAGCUCUCCAGCGCGUUCUCCUAGCCCUGCGGUGCCCCUGAGGGUGGUGCCCACGCUUUCAACCACGGAUAUGAAAACUGCAGAUAAAAUAGAACUGGGGGACAGUGACCUGAAGAUAAUGUUAAAGAAGCACCAUGAGAAGCGGAAACAUCAACCAGAUCAUCCGGACCUUUUGACAGGGGACCUGACUCUCAAUGACAUCAUGACUCGAGUAAAUGCUGGCAGGAAGGGCUCUCUAGCAGCCCUAUAUGACUUGGCUGUCCUUAAAAAAAAGGUUAAGGAAAAAGAGGAGAAGAAGAAGAAGAAAAUAAAACUGAUCAAAUCAGAGGCAGAGGAUUUGGCUGAACCCUUAAGCAGUGCUGACGGGAUCCCACCUCUCUCACAGGCCCCUUCUCCGCUGGCUAUACCUGCUAUCAAGGAGGAGCCUCUUGAAGAUCUCAAGCCUUGCCUUGGAAUCAAUGAAAUAUCUUCCAGUUUCUUCUCUUUGCUAUUAGAGAUCUUGUUGCUGGAGGGGCAGGCUAGCCUUCCUAUGCUGGAGGAACGGGUUUUGGAUUGGCAGUCCUCUCCAGCCAGCUCCCUCAAUAGCUGGUUCUCUGCGGCCCCCAACUGGGCAGAGUUGGUGUUACCAGCCCUGCAGUAUCUUGCUGGAGAAAGUCGUGCUGUACCUUCCAGUUUCUCUCCGUUUGUUGAAUUCAAAGAGAAAACCCAGCAGUGGAAAUUGCUUGGCCAGUCCCAAGAUAAUGAAAAGGAAUUAGCUGCACUCUUUCAACUAUGGCUAGAAACCAAAGACCAGGCUUUCUGUAAGCAAGAAAAUGAAGACAGCUCAGAUGCCACAACACCUGUUCCUCGGGUAAGAACUGACUAUGUGGUGCGGCCCAGCACGGGGGAGGAGAAACGAGUUUUUCAGGAACAGGAGCGUUACAGAUACAGCCAGCCCCAUAAGGCAUUCACCUUUCGCAUGCAUGGCUUUGAGUCUGUAGUGGGGCCUGUGAAAGGUGUUUUUGACAAGGAGACCUCGCUCAACAAGGCUCGGGAGCACUCCCUGCUGCGCUCUGACCGUCCUGCCUACGUUACCAUCCUGUCUCUUGUUCGAGAUGCUGCGGCCCGGCUGCCUAAUGGGGAAGGUACCAGGGCCGAGAUUUGUGAGCUGCUCAAGGACUCCCAGUUUCUGGCACCAGAUGUCACCAGCACUCAGGUGAACACAGUAGUGAGUGGAGCCCUGGAUCGGCUGCAUUAUGAAAAAGACCCAUGUGUGAAAUACGACAUUGGGCGAAAGCUGUGGAUCUACCUCCAUCGGGACCGGAGCGAGGAGGAAUUUGAGCGGAUUCACCAAGCACAAGCAGCUGCAGCUAAAGCCAGAAAAGCCCUUCAGCAAAAACCCAAGCCUCCAUCCAAGGUGAAGUCCGGUAGCAAGGAGAGUUCAUUGAAAGUCCUCAGCAGUGGCCCUUCUGAGCAGAGCCAGAUGAGCCUCAGUGACUCCAGCAUGCCUCCCACUCCAGUCACACCUGUGACCCCCACCACUCCGGCUCUGCCUGCCACUCCGAUCUCCCCUCCUCCUGUGUCCUCGGUGAACAAAAGUGGCCCUACUUCUGUCUCAGAGCCAGCGAAAUCUAGCUCAGGUGUUCUUCUGGUGUCUUCACCCACAAUGCCACAGCUAGGAACAAUGCUCUCCCCGGCUUCCAGCCAGACUCCACCAAAUUCUCAGGCAGCCGCCCGUGUGGUGAGCCACUCUGGCUCGGCUGGACUGCCCCAGGUGCGGGUGGUGGCCCAGCCUGGCCUUCCUACUGCUACUCAGCAGUCAGCAGGGCCGACUCAGACACUGCCACAGAUGCCAGCAGGACCACAGAUGCGCGUUCCAGCCACUGCUACUCAGACCAAAGUUGUGCCACAGACAGUAAUGGCCACCGUGCCAGUCAAAGCUCAGACUGCGGCGGCCACUGUGCAGCGGCCUGGACCUGGGACAGGGCUCACGAUGACAAGUCUCCCUGCCACAGCCAGCCCCGUGAGCAAGCCAGCCACCAGUUCUCCCGGGAGCUCCGCUCCGAGUGCUUCCACAGCUGCUGUCAUUCAGAAUGUCACAGGACAGAACAUUAUCAAGCAGGUGGCAAUCACUGGGCAGCUUGGUGUGAAGCCCCAGGCAGGCAGCAGCAUUCCACUCACAGCCACUAACUUCCGUAUCCAGGGUAAGGACGUAUUGCGUCUGCCACCCUCUUCCAUCACCACAGAUGCCAAAGGCCAGACGGUUCUGCGAAUCACUCCGGACAUGAUGGCCACGUUGGCCAAGUCCCAGGUUACCACAGUGAAACUGACCCAGGACCUCUUUGGGACGGGAAGCGGCACUGCGGGCAAAGGCAUUUCUGCCACCUUACACGUCACUUCAAAUCCAGUCCACGCGACGGAUAGCCCUGCCAAGGCCAGUUCGGCCAGUGCCCCUUCGUCCACUCCAACAGGUACCACCGUGGUUAAAGUGACUCCUGACCUCAAGCCAACAGAAGCCUCCAGUUCAGCUUUUCGCUUGAUGCCGGCACUUGGUGUGAGUGUGGCAGACCAGAAGGGGAAAAACACAGUGGCUUCUUCAGAAGCAAAACCAGCUGCCACGAUCCGCAUCGUGCAGGGCCUGGGCGUGAUGCCCCCCAAAGCAGGCCAGACCAUCACAGUUGCGACCCAUGCCAAGCAAGGGUCCUCAGUGGCCAGUGGGUCUGGAACUGUCCAUACUUCGGCGGUGUCCUUGCCCAGUAUGAAUGCUGCCGUGUCCAAGACUGUGGCCGUGGCCUCUGGGGCUGCAAGCACCCCCAUCAGCAUCGGGGCAGGAGCCUCUGCUGUGCGGCAGGUCCCUGUCAGCACCACAGUUGUUUCCACGUCCCAGGCUGGGAAGCUGCCUACGCGGAUCACAGUUCCUCUCUCUGUUAUUAGCCAGCCUAUGAAGGGCAAAAGUGUGGUCACGGCCCCCAUCAUCAAAGGCAACCUUGGAGCCAACCUCGGCGGGUUGGGCCGCAAUAUCAUCCUGACCACCAUGCCAGCGGGGACUAAGCUCAUUGCCGGCAACAAGCCCGUUAGUUUCCUCACUGCCCAGCAGUUGCAGCAGCUUCAGCAGCAAGGCCAGGCCACACAGGUGCGCAUCCAGACUGUCCCUGCAUCCCAUCUUCAACAGGGAACAGCUUCUGGUUCCUCCAAAGCAGUCUCCACUGUUGUUGUGACCACAGCUCCAUCUCCUAAACAGGCACCUGAACAGCAGUGAUUCAGAGAGAGAAAGAUGACGUCCGUGAAAGCACACACCCAGGCUGCCCUUCUGGCUUAAAGGAGGGGAGCAGGGAGGUUGUGUCGUCCUUCUCAGCUUGUCUGUUGAAGGGAAGGCCAGCAGUGGGAUGAUGGCAACAGUGGCGUGGAUUCUGCCACCACACUCCACAGUGGAGCAUGCUGAGAAAAGUCCCCUCCAGGCUCCAAGGGCUGUUCCGCUCCGAUCCAGGAGAAGCUCCUCUGGGGAUGAAGUCAUAGUUGUGCCACACGAGCCAUGGUUCUCUCCUGAGAGCCAGACACCGGGGGAAGGCUUACAGCUGCAGAUCGUGCAGACCAUCAGUAAGCCUCGUUCUUGAUGUGGAUUGUAUUUUUUUUUUAGCUUCUGGUCUUCUCUGUGACUAGUGGUCUGGAUAGGAAUUUUAUGUCCAGAAAUUUUUACGUAACUUAUUUUUUUAAAGAACCUGUUGUAUAUCUUUAUCCAGUGGAAACCUGGGCUUUAUAAAGCCCCCACUCCCCACUGCCCCGAACUGAUUAUUCUCUUGACCAGAAUGGGAGAAUAGCAGGAUUCUCAGUGAGUUGGUGGCUGACUUGAGAGCUGCAUGGCAAUGGGGAGGCUGUCAGCUGGGUAAGAAACCAAGGGAGUGAGAUAAGUGAGAUAGCGUGGGUUCCCUGAAAUGGGAUUAGUUUGGCACUACCUCAUAAAGAUGAGGUAUCAGGAUCUUGACUGUGGUCCGUAUCUUCAUCUGCUGACUUUGUCCUCCUUGUCAGGCCUGUUCACACAGAAGUUCAGAGCCUGUGGACAGGAUAGGCAAGUGCCAGCAGACAUGCUGUUCUUGCGGCAUAGACUUUAUUGCAGUUCAGAGGUUACAUGUUUUGCUUUGCUCCAGGGCAAGAGUCUGCAAACCACAGCCCUGGGGUUGGCUACCCGUUUUUGUAAAUAAAGACUUAUUGGAACACAGCCCAUGGCCAUUUGCUUAUGUAUUAUCCUUGGCUGCUUGCAGUCAGGAGGCAGAACUGAGUAGUUGCCAGAGUCCAGAUGCUCCUCAGGCCUAAAAUGUCUCUUAUGUCCUCAGGCCCAUUAAGUAAAACUUUGCAGGCUUCUGCUCCAGAGUAGAGGCGGCAAGAGGAGAGAGUGAGUGGGUGUGCCCACUGGGCGGACGAGGCAGCACAGUCACAGGAGAGGUCGGUCAGGGUUUACAAGUCCUUUAAUCCUGGCUGCCUCUCAUUUCUCAGCCUCCGUCAAGCUGUGGCAGAGCUCAGAACAGUAUUUUUAAAUGUAGUAAGUAAGUAAAGCACUGGUUGUUAACAGUAUAUGCCUCUUUUGUAUGGGAGCAGGGUUUGGAUGGCAAGGCUGUUCUGCAGUGUCAGGGCCUCUCUCUCUCGUUUCCAGAUUAUUAAAGAUGUGUCUUUAAUCUGGAA
Molecule: messenger RNA, 5551 nt
Organism: Panthera uncia (snow leopard)
Lineage: Eukaryota; Metazoa; Chordata; Mammalia; Carnivora; Felidae
Gene: NFRKB
Product: nuclear factor related to kappaB binding protein
Exons: 27
Coding region: 201-4133 (1310 amino acids)
Cellular component (GO): Ino80 complex
Molecular function (GO): protease binding
Source: RefSeq, a predicted model, not a curated record